Fulvia fulva is the source of this 903-nucleotide messenger RNA. RefSeq lists its product as uncharacterized. Lineage: Eukaryota; Fungi; Ascomycota; Dothideomycetes; Mycosphaerellales; Mycosphaerellaceae. The transcript is spliced from 2 exons. The coding region runs from base 1 to 903 and encodes 300 amino acids. The record is from RefSeq and is a predicted model, not a curated record.
AUGGCUCAAGAGGUCAGCGCCAACACUGAUGACAAGUGCAGCGAAGGCAGCAUCUCAUCUCCCACCAACGCCAUCUCGGCCACCAGAAUGACAGGCGCGCUCCGGUUUUUCAACUUGCCCCUCGAGCUACGUGACUCAGUCUACAGCUUUGCCAGCAAUUGUGUUGACCUUGACGGUACUCAAUUUGGACUAUGCGCUGGACGGCUUCGGUUUCGAGUCCUGUCGCCAAAGCUGUGGGGAGUCAGCCGCAGGUUCAAGCAGGAAUACGAGCGCUUACUUCCCCACGAGGUCAAGAUGCGCGCCAUACUAAUGAUCCCAUCGAUGACCAGCACACCCGACAGCAGCACAUCAAUUCCGAAAACACUCCGUAGUCGCCUGACGCAUAUCCGUAAAGCGUAUCUGACAUCCACGGUACAUUCUUUCAUCAAAGGAAUAGUUGGCGCCAACCAGCUCGGCCAAGACGUCGCAAAGCUCUUGAGUCUAAUGCCGACUCUGGAAAGGAUUGAGAUCAAAGUACUCCUCAGCGUCGAGGGCGCAGAGCACCUCCUCGCCUUAGCUUCCGCCCCGACCUCACUCUCGGAACUGGCGAGAUGCGAUCUCGACAGCCCGCUGUUCGCAUGCUGCCCCAAGGAAAUGAUCGCAAACAUUCCUUUCCGCUACGCCCUCACCGUGGCGUGCCCUCUCUUCAGUCCAAACCCAGGUGCGUUCGAUGAUGAUAUCUCUCGGGCCUUGAUGGGGCCAGGGAAUAGCAGCAACCAGAUUUACUUUCUGGCAUCAGCGUCAGAUGGGGGAUACACCUGGCACGGCUUGGAUCUUGAGGUGGACAUGUGUUCGGGCACGUUCGAGAAGGCGCUGGCAAUAGCUCGCACAGCAAAGAAGGACAUCGCGAGAUCGGAUACCUGA